AUGUUGAAAUGGCGCAGAUUUGUGAUCAAGGUGGUAAUAGAAGCGAUAAAUUUUCAAAGGUACUGUAAUUUCCUUCGUCAAUGGUGUUACGUUCAGAAUCUGUUCUUUCGCUAUGCAUGUGCUGUAGACUGUAUGAUUACAUCUGCCUAUUUCACAUAUCGACUUGGUAGACAUAAAAAACGUAUGGUUAUGUUUAAUGGCGAAUUUCUUCAAAUGGAUCCACUUCCCAUCCGAGGAGAUGAGCCAGGCGCUGAAGUUCUGUUCAACUCCAAGAGCGACUACGAUAAGUACAGGUCUUUGAUGCCGACGAAGAUCAGGCAAUGGACGAACAUGUGCGUGCCGUUCUGCGAACUGCAUGCCUCCUUCGAAGAGUACGCUCUUCUGAAGGCACUUACUAUUUGGCAUCUCAUGUUCUAUAAACUUUCCGAAGCUGGCCGUAAUGUAUGCCACCGUCAACGAGACUUAAUCAUGCUAGCUUUGCAUCAGGUCUGCAGCAAAAAAGCCCUAGAUCCCGAAGUACGAAUGGGCAGUUUGUUGCUGGCCAUGUCCUAUGUUUUGGAACAAGCACAGGCACUGGUCCACAAUUACAGAAUGAUCACGUUUUUUGACGUGAUGAAGUGUGACUCUGUAUUGGUGGAUAUGUUCAACUAUUGA
This is a messenger RNA of Angiostrongylus costaricensis, 654 nucleotides long. The record is from the annotation of a GenBank genome assembly. NCBI's taxonomy places the organism in Eukaryota, Metazoa, Nematoda, Chromadorea, Rhabditida, Metastrongylidae.